Molecule: messenger RNA, 1209 nt
Organism: Neoarthrinium moseri
Lineage: Eukaryota; Fungi; Ascomycota; Sordariomycetes; Amphisphaeriales; Apiosporaceae
Exons: 1
Coding region: 1-1209 (402 amino acids)
Biological process (GO): iron ion transmembrane transport
Cellular component (GO): membrane
Molecular function (GO): iron ion transmembrane transporter activity
Source: RefSeq, a predicted model, not a curated record
AUGCCGGCCCAACCUUCCCCGGGGAUCCGAGGGUCCGCGAUACCGCGCGUCUAUUUACUCCAGCUUCUCUCAUCAUGCGCUAUACGGAGCUCCGAGUUCAGUCUGUCGCUCUUUCUGGCUGGCACCUACCCCUCGACAUUGCUUUACAUCUCAAUUCACGGCCUAUGUCGAUCAAUAGCUGCAGUUCUCCUUGGCCCAGCCGUUGGUGCCUACGUCGACAGCCAGGACAGGCUGCGCGCCAUGGGGCUGUGCAUCGCCUACCAGCGACUGUCUAUUGUGCUAUCGUGCAUCCUGAUUAUUUCCUUACGCCACCUACCCGAACCCGGCCUUGAAUCCUGGGGUAGGCUUGCCGCACUGCUCUGUUUUGCAACUGUAGCCUUGCUGGGAAGCAUAGAGAAGCUGGCUGCCAUGGCUAACCUGAUCGCGCUGGAACGGGAUUGGUUGGUCAUAGUUGCCGAAACCCACAGACUUAGAAGGCAAGAUUUCAAUGCAUCGCUCCGCAGAGUUGACCUUCUGAGUAAGCUAUUGGCGCCUUCCUUCGUCGGAUUGAUAGAUUCCUCUUCGCCACAACUAGCCAUGAUGGUUGUUGUCGUGUGGAAUGUAGCCUCAAUGCUGCUUGAGAGCCGAAUCGCGUCUCAGAUAUACAAUACCGUUCCAGAACUCGCGUAUGAACGAGAACAUGGCAAUGUAACCGAGAUGAGGCACUUGUCGCUGGAGAAUGGACCCGAACAGGUUGUGUCUUUGUUGUCCGUACCCCCAUUGUCGGUAACAUCGCUGCUUACACUGGCUCCAUGGGAGGAAUAUCGCAAGUCACCCGUGUUCCUAGCGUCCUUUGCAGGCUGCAUAUUGUGGUGGACUGUACUAUACGUUGGCGGUCCCAUGAUAGCCUACCUUCUCAGCAUCGGCUUCUCCUCACUCCAGGUGACAUUCUUUCGCAUUGUCUCUGUUGUAGCCGAGCUAGGUGGUACCUGGCUGGCACCGAUUCUAAUGGAUAGGUUUGGGCCGUCCAGGGCUGGGUUUUACUUUCUUCUAUGGCAGGUAGCCUGCCUUGCUGUAUUCGCCGGGCCCGUCUUGACCCAUGAUAUCACGACCAUCUUCGCUGGCGUCGCUCUAGGGUUGGGAAUCAUCUUCAAGCGCUUGGGCCUAUGGGGCUCAGACCUGGCUAUCCAAUUCAUGGUGCAAGAGGUUAGUCAUUUCGUUCGUUCAUAA